AUGGCGGCGCAGCGUCUGGGCAAGCUCGUGCUGGGCAAGCUGCAGCCGCCGUCGCGGGCGCGCGGCCCCGGGGGCAGCCCCGGCGGGCUGCAGAAGCGGCACGCGCGAGUCACUGUCAAGUACGACCGGCGGGAGUUGCAGCGGCGGCUGGACGUGGAGAAGUGGAUCGAUGGGUGCUUGGAGGAGCUGUUCCGCGGCAGGGAGGCAGAUAUGCCAGAUGAGGUUAACAUUGAUGAACUGCUGGAAUUGGAGAGUGAAGAGGAAAGAAGACGGAAAAUCCAGGGACUCCUGAAGUCAUGCACAAAUCCCACAGAGGAUUUCAUCCAGGAGCUGCUGGCCAAGCUACGGGGGCUGCACAAGCAGCCAGGCCUCCCACAGACCAGUCCCUCAGAUGAAGGCAGCCUGAGCCCCGGCCAGGACCAGGCCCACACUGCUCCUCCCUGACUCCAGCAUGCUUCUGUGUCCAACAGCCUGGCUCGUUUAUAAGUCAUGUUUAAUGGUUCUGUAACAAUA
Messenger RNA from Jaculus jaculus (lesser Egyptian jerboa), 513 nucleotides. It is a transcript of the gene Ppp1r14a, whose product is annotated as protein phosphatase 1 regulatory inhibitor subunit 14A. The coding region runs from base 1 to 444 and encodes 147 amino acids. NCBI's taxonomy places the organism in Eukaryota, Metazoa, Chordata, Mammalia, Rodentia, Dipodidae. The transcript has 4 exons. The record is from RefSeq and is a predicted model, not a curated record. Gene Ontology annotation, molecular function: protein serine/threonine phosphatase inhibitor activity. Gene Ontology annotation, biological process: regulation of phosphorylation. Gene Ontology annotation, cellular component: cytoplasm.